AUGGCGACCGACGCUACUGCCAUUUCGGCUACCACCCCUGGGGGUGCACCCCAAUGGUCGAGAAUCACCGGACAUGUUGACACAGUAGGCCAAUCAGGUCACGACAUUGACAAUUUCACUUCGCUCAUGAGGCUGAUGCUCGACGACUUCAUCCAUUCCUUCGACAGUCUGACUGACCCGAAAGUCAUCGUCGACCUGUGGACGAAACUCGCUCAGCUCAAACGCGGUUCCGGCCCAUUCUACUUGUCCGGGAGGAUCAGCUUAUACUGUAUCACGCAGGCGGAUGGCAGCUGUGUCUACACGCGACCGCAAGGACCGGUCGAGAUCGAAGUGCUCGGCUGGAACGACCCGUCCUGCGAGCUCGAAGGCAUGGCAUAUCAUCGUGCCGAGGUGGGAAUCGUGCCGAAUCUCUUCGUGUCUGUGCCGGUCAGGAUGGACAGGUCAGGGGCAAUAUUUAGGCUCCGAAUGGUGGCGGGCCUUGUGGGCAUACAGGUUUCGAACAGCGAUCUGGUACACUGCGGCCCGGGAUCAUACCAGGUCGGCUCAGACGGAUGGGUCAUACCCACGACUUCAUUGCCGCAGGGAAACCCCAAGUCAGAGAUUGACUCGGUUCAUCCGCUUUCGGUCAGAUGGAUGUUUGAGCUCAGAGAAGGGAUCGAGGAUGUGUCUGACCACAUCGAAGCCGCGCACUGCGGGAUAGAUACGGAUGAACUGGUACAGAAGCUUGAAGAGAUCUUCAGGGAUUCGUUGACGCUCAAUGAGUACACCGGCCUAGAAAUGCCAGCAUUGGCUUGA
Molecule: messenger RNA, 795 nt
Organism: Anthostomella pinea
Lineage: Eukaryota; Fungi; Ascomycota; Sordariomycetes; Xylariales; Xylariaceae
Source: the annotation of a GenBank genome assembly